Alexandromys fortis (reed vole) is the source of this 4556-nucleotide messenger RNA. RefSeq names its product lactase/phlorizin hydrolase-like. Gene Ontology annotation, molecular function: lactase activity. Gene Ontology annotation, biological process: carbohydrate metabolic process. The transcript is spliced from 3 exons. Lineage: Eukaryota; Metazoa; Chordata; Mammalia; Rodentia; Cricetidae. The annotation marks the transcript as partial. The record is from RefSeq and is a predicted model, not a curated record.
AGGGGCGUGGCCACCAUUGCAGACAGCUCUUGGCCAGACUCUGGCUCCUUCUGGCUGAAGGUGACCCCUUUUGGCUUCCGGAGGAUCUUGAACUGGCUGAAGGAAGAAUACAACAACCCUCCAAUUUAUGUCACAGAGAAUGGGGUGUCCAGACGAGGGGACCCAGAACUCAAUGACACGGACAGGAUCUACUACCUCCGCAGAUACAUCAAUGAAGCCCUCAAAGCCACUGUGCAGGAUAAGGUGGACCUUCGAGGAUACACGGUAUGGAGUGUGAUGGACAACUUCGAAUGGGCCAUAGGCUUUGCAGAAAGGUUUGGUGUGCACUUUGUGAAACGCUCAGACCCUUCUCUGCCAAGGAUCCCCAAGGCAUCAGCCAAGUUCUAUGCCUCUGUAGUGCGCUGCAAUGGCUUUCCUGACCCUGCACAAGGACCUCACCCUUGUCUCCAGCAACCAGAGGAUGCUGAGCCCACUGCCAGCCCUGUGAAGGCAGAAGUGCCCUUCCUGGGGCUGAUGCUGGGCAUCACAGAAGCACAGACAGCAUUGUAUGUGCUCUUCGCUCUUCUGCUACUUGGAGUCUGUAGCUUGGUGUUUCUGUUGUACAAAUACUGCAAGCGCUCCAAGCAACGGGAAACACAGUCAAGCCAAAGUGAGCUGAGUCCAGUGUCUUCCUUCUGAGGAGUCGCCAGCUCUUCUGUUGUGCAGAGAAGCCCUGUGCCCUGUGCCUGCUAGCGCAGACUCCUGACCACAAUGGAUCUCUUCAUCAAGGCUUCCUGCACUGUGGGAGAUGGUUUCUAUCUUGAAGCUUUCUAAGUUCUCAGUUGAAAUGAAAAAGCAUCUUCUUCAGUACUGGCAAUUUUCCUGGCUACUCCAAGAAGCUUUGCCAGGUCCCCUGUGGAAAUGCAGAGACUUAACUGUGUAGCAGUUCUGUGUGCUCAUUUCAGUGUCUGAUGGCAGACUCCAAACUAGAUAAGUGCAAGUGAAAAGCAGAUCUAGCUGCGGUACUACAUGUCUGCCUAUAAUCCUAGCAUUCAGGAGGCAGAGGCAGGAGGUGCUCCAGUUUGAGGACAGCCACAAUCACAUAGUGAAAUCCUGAAUUGGAGUGAGAGGGAGCUGGGAAGGGGGGCAGUAGAGGUCAGGGACACAGACAGUAUGAUGGAAAAAUACUUGCCUAUCAAAUAGAAAGAUCUGGCCUAGCCCCUCACCACCAGUGUUUGACUAACUUUAAAAGAUUGUUAUAUGGUUAAAGAAAUGGUUCAGCAAUUAAGACCACCAGCUGUUCUUUUAGAUGACCUGAGUUUGAUUCCCAAUGCCCACAUGACAGCUCAUGUAGGAAACUCCAGGUCUAGGGGAUCUCUUUUGGCCUCCCUGGAAACCAGGCACUCAUUAAAGUAUAGACAUAUAUGCUGGGACACUACGCAUACAGAAAAAUGAUGGAGGAGAGCCAUCUGUCUAUGUGUUACUCUCAUUGGUUAAUAAAGAAAAUAACUGCCUUGGCUUUCUGAUAGGGCAGGAUUUAGAUAGGUAGAGUAGACAGAACAGGAUGCUGGGUAGAAGGCAGUAUGGCAGACGGGAUGAAGCUCCGACCCAAGGUGGACAUAGGCUAGAAUCUUCCCGUUAAGCCACCACCUCGUGGUGCUACACAAAUUAUUAGAAAUGGGUUAAUCAAGAUGUGAGAAUUAGCCAGUAAGAGGCUAGAGAUAAUGGGCCAGGCAGUGUUUAAAAGAAUACAGUUUCCAUGUAAAUGACUUCGGGGCAUAAGCUAGCCAGGCGGCCGGGAGCUGGGUGGCAGGAACGCAGCCCGCUGCUCCUUCUACAGAAAAACAAUAAAAAUUUAAAAGAGUAAUUAUGUCUGUACAUAUUUAUGUUCUUACAAGCAUUCCUAACCUAAAGCAUAUAAAGUAUAUCCCUAUCCAGGGAGUUGAAGACAUGGCUCAGGAGUUAAGAGCUCUAUCUGCUCUUCCAGAGGACAUGGGUGUUGAGUCUCAGCAUCCAUACAGCAGCUAACAACUGUCUGCAGAUUCAAUAAUCUCUUUCGGUUUCUGUGGUUACUGCAUGCAAAUGGUACACAAACAUACAUGCAGGAAAGCACUAUCCACAUAUAUUAUCUUAAAAAUCCUAUUCAAAGGUUCCAUGACUAGCUUGGCAGUCAGGAAUUCUUUGGCAAACGCAUUCUUUUUCUGUCAGUAUGAAAAGUUGCCAAAUGGGUUUGUUUGAUUUUGCAUGGUUUGAAAGAGGGCAUCACUUUGUACCUCCAGCUUCCUUGGAACUCUAUGCAGGAAAAACUGGUCUUGAAUUUAAGGUUAGCUUUUAAUUAGGCCUGUGUUUAAAAAUACAGGGAUUAUAGACCUGCACUACCAUGGGUUAAAUGUGGGUGUUUCCAAAACAGAUACUGAGGGCAUUCCUUGGGCAGAAAGAUUCAUGACCAAAUGUUAUCAACUGGAACUAGAGAGAUAGAUAGGUCAGCAGUUAAGAGCACUAGCUACUUUCGCAGAGGUCCUGGGUUCAGCUCCAUGCACCCACAAUGGCCUACAAUUAAUUACCCUUAAUCCGAUUCCAGGGACUAUGGCCCCUCCUCUGGCUCUGCAAGCAUUAGGCAACAAGUAGUACCUUUACAUACAAUUAAGCAAAACAUUCAUACAAAUGAAUUAAAAAUAAAUCUUUUUGUUUUUUUAAGAACAUGAACUCUAAGAGUAUUUGGAUAGCCAGGCAGUGGUGGCACAUGCCUUUAAUCCCAGCACUUAGGAGGCAAAGGCAGGCGGUUCUCUACAUUCAAAGCCAGCCAGGUAUAGAGUUUUAGGACAGUUGGGGCUAUACAGAAAAACCCUGUUUCAUCCCCAUCCCCACCCUCCAAAAGAAUAUUAGGAUAUAAAACCUUAGGUUUUGAAGUGGGAAAGAUGUCUGUGAGACUUAAGAACUAGAGGAUAAAAAGAACAAUCCUAAUAAUAUCUGACCACAUACAAGAAAGAGGGCUUCUGAGAUUGCUCAGCAGUUCAAAUCUUACAACCUGAGCUUACACCUAGGAUACGUAUAGGGGAAGAACUGAUUCCCACAAAUUAUCCUUUGAUCUCCCUACUCUCUCCCUCCUUCCCUCCCUCCCUAUAAUGAAAAACAAUUUCAGGAGGCUGGAAAGAUUUCUCAGUACUCAUGUUGCUCUCGCAGAGGAUCUGAGUUUAGUUUAGUUCCGUGUCACCUCGGCUCUUCAGGCUUCGGGGGGCAUCUUACCACAUCAUAAAAAACAAACCUUUAAAAUUAAAAAAGAAAGAUUAAAGGGCAAAAUAUUCACAGCAUAUGCUAGUAAAGGGCUUUCUUAUGUGCAGAGUUUUUACAAUUCAGUAGGAAAAAGACAAGUAAAACUGGAGGACAGUUUCAAAGUAAAUCAGCAUGGCCAGGAGCAUUGAAAAUCGACCACCUCACUAGUCAUGCUACAGACCUUUAAUCCCAGUACUCAGAAGAGGCAGGCAGAUCGUGAGUUCAAAGCCUGGCCUAUACAGUGAGUCUGUGGUGAGACUUUGUCUCAAACUCCUCCCCACAACCCGCAAAGUCCAUAUUCACUCAAGAUAAACAGUGCAAAUAAAUUAUACGUACCAUGUAGGGAUAAGUCCCACCCCUUAGGGGGUGUGUUCGCCUCAGGCUAAAGUUUGCCUAUAAAUUUGGCGAGCGUGCUCCCAGCCCUCACUUCUGCUUUCCUGGUCUCCACAGGAAUGGUGGUUCUGUAAGUCUAUUCCUCCAUUAAAGCUGUCUAUAUUUUGACAAUCUGUCUGCAUUCGGAAUAAUUUGCAUUAGUAUAGAUUUUGCUUUAUGGAUAGAGAUUUUAAGGUCAGUUUUGUUAUAUGUAUAUGUAUUUCUGAUCUUUAUUAAGGUAUUGUGAUUGUGUAGUUCAUUUAAAAAUGUAAUGUAUAUAGAUUGUUAAUAGAUAAUCAUAAUAGUCAAGUUUGUAGUCAUGUUAGUUAAGAUUUUCUAUAUGUGCGUAGAUAUAUUUUAGAUAGGCAUUUUUCAUAUCUUUCAAAGGGUAGAGAAUAUGGCAUUUUAAAUGUUUUAAUAACUUAGGACUUUUCAUGACAAUGACACACUCUGCUCCUGGCAGCACCAAUCUACUUCAAGAGGAAGAUGGGCAUCGAAGAGGCUCCUUAUGGAGUUUGAUAGCCAUUUGGGCAAGAAACUGCUCUUGCCUGGACUAUUGCAUAAACUGGACACAGAGAACCCGCAGAGAGAGGACUGCUGAACUUGCCUAAAGGUGAGAUGAUCUUUUGGGGUUCCUGAUUCAUAAAAGAGUCUGCAAGACAUUCUUCAGGACAAGCAGAUAGUGACUGUCUUUGAAAUUUCCUGCUUUGUGGAAAUGUCUGCUGGAAACUAUGGGCCUGUAGUUCGAAGAUGGAUGCCCCAACGGUACAGAGGAACUUUGGGUGACUGUCCAGGCAGCAAGAUGUCUCUGUCAUUUCUAGAGUUGGAAAGUUGCUUAUUUCUUUGCUUAGGUAAUAUUGUAUCUUCCUUGAGUCUUUGAUGGAGUUAAGAAUAGCUAGUUAUAGUUAUAGUUUUCCUUAGUUAUGAUAUAG